CCGGCCCAUUCCUCUGCAGAUGGAAAACCUAGCAGAGAGCGAGAAACCCUUUUCUCAGACCAUCUCCUCCGUAUGGAAAUUUAUGCAUUGUCCAUUACAACUGGACAUGGUGUUCCUCUUCUGAGAGCUCUUCGCUUCUAAAAUGGCCAGUACCCUAAACAGAAAUCUUCUCUCUCACAUACAGAAACGUUUGCUGCAAUCCUUCUAUUCAACUUCGUCAUUGCCCACCACCACCUCACCGUCAUUUACAGUUCAAAACCUCGUUAACUCAUCUCGGAAUCCCCUAGAAUCUAUUCUCUCAGAUUCCAAGCACGGCAAGAAUUACCUGAAGAGAACUCAAUCUAUACUGAAGGUCUUGAAAGCUUACAACUUCAGUGAUACCCAUGUGGCCAGACUGAUCGUAAAGUGGCCCAAACUCCUCAAUUGCGAAGUGAGCUCAAAUCUUCAGCCGAAAUUGGAGUACCUCAUGAAACAUGGCUUUGUGGGUGAGCUUCUGCCUGAGCUUAUUGUGUCAAAUCCGACAAUUUUGAAAAGGGCGUUAGAUACUCAUAUCAAACCAUCUUUGGAGUACCUGAGGUCUUAUCUUUGUAGUAAUGACAAUAUUGUAGCUAGUGUGAAGCGUUGUUCAUGGUUGCUGACGUCUGAUUUGAAGGGUGCAAUGCAGCCAAAUGCGGAAUUCUUAAUAAAAGAGGGUGUGUCUCUUCAUAGGCUACAAAAAAUUAUUAUGUUGCAGCCAAGAGCUAUUAUGCAAAAGCAUCAGAAUAUGGUUUAUGCAGUGAAUGCUGUUAAAAAUCUGGGCCUUAAACCAACGUCUCCAAUGUUUAUACAUGCUGUUAGAGUGAUGAUAUCUAUGAGUGAGUCUACUUGGAAGAAGAAAAUUGAGCUGAUGAAGAGUUUUGAAUGGAGUGAGGAAGAGAUUUUGUCGGCUUUUGUGCGAGAUCCACUUUGCUUAGCUUGCUCAGAGAAGAAAAUCAAGAAUGUGAUGGAUUUCUACAUGAACACUGUGAAGUUGGAACCGCGAAAUAUAAUUUCGUAUCCCAAGUUUCUUAUGUAUGCAGUUGAGAAAAGGCUUCGUCCAAGGUAUGCAGAUGAAGUCCCAGGUUUAUUGGAGAUGUAUGUUGGAGCCAAGGAAGUUAAAGAGACGGUCAUUUCAUAGCAAAGUAGUAAGUUUACAUUAACAAUGCAAAACACAUUUGUUAUGUCGUUUUGAUUCCUCAUGAUAAAUUUUUGUUCCAUUCCCUUAUUUCUUGGUCGGUUUCCCCGUUUUUGAUUCAUGUUGUUAAACGUUAAUCACUUCAUAUUCUGUAUUUGAACUUCCAAUAUUGAUGACACAACCAUAUGCACUGGUCAAGUUCUUAAAUUUUGAUGUCAGAAAACCUUGUUAUGUUCU
Manihot esculenta (cassava) is the source of this 1390-nucleotide messenger RNA. RefSeq lists its product as uncharacterized. The coding region runs from base 143 to 1156 and encodes 337 amino acids. The transcript has 2 exons. Gene Ontology annotation, biological process: chloroplast organization; regulation of DNA-templated transcription. The record is from RefSeq and is a predicted model, not a curated record. Gene Ontology annotation, cellular component: chloroplast. NCBI's taxonomy places the organism in Eukaryota, Viridiplantae, Streptophyta, Magnoliopsida, Malpighiales, Euphorbiaceae. Gene Ontology annotation, molecular function: double-stranded DNA binding.